ACAGGAGGUUUAAAAUUUUGUUUAACCAGCUUCAAAAUAUUUUCAAACUAAUACGUUCCUAGGCCGGCGAAAAUCCUCGGACUGAACCCUCCGCGAGGGUGCCGGCUGGAAAUGGGCACUACAGAGCAAUCCCGUGCGAUGUCGGGAGGGUGUCCAGCUAAGAUCAGGGAUCAGUGCUGUGUGCUUAUGCGUUUUCAUCGCUAUGCCAUACGGAAAUGGUCUUUGAUCGUGGUCUGGAGGUAGGGGCUGGAUCAAGGCGUUACGCGUACCGUACUGAGGAUCAGCCUGGCUGGGAGCCCCUAAAUAGCCCAGUCGCUAACGGAGCCCUCUGGGAAACAGGCCGCACCCGGUUGCAUUCGAUGGCCUUACCCUGGGUACUGCGGAUCUCUGCCCGCAACUGGUGGGAAUAUGAGCGAUUUAAAAAAUAAACUAAAAAUAGCAACAACGGAAAUUGAGACCGGCACUCAUAAAAAGUCGGAAGGGCAGUUGACCAGACACCAUGGGGCCCAUGCGAUGCAGGGUCCCUCUACUAGCCACGACGUGGCCAGCACUAGUGGGGUACGUAAGCCUCUGGCGAUGCCGGGGUCAGGCGUAUCCACAAAAGCGGAAAGGAAGAGGGUGGGGGAACCGAAACGGGAUUUUCCCGGCACCAGUGAAGGCAAACCUGGCUUGCAGCUUGCAGCCCCAGGGGGCGCCAGAGCUGAUGCGCGGGCCCCGCCUCCCCCUACUCCUACUGCAUUCACAAGGCCUGAUGACAGGCCACCACCAAGCGCAGCCAUUGCUAAGCACAGGAAGGCUGCCAUGAGGAUCUUGAAGAGAUCCGCAUUAACCCCGGACCUAUGUAGCAGGGCGCUGCCCUGUCACGUGGAAGAGAUCCGGUCGGAGAUAGCGUGGGCAAUGACGAUAGUGCCCGACUAUCAGCUGCCGGUGCUCGGAGAGCCACCAGCUGCGGAAAAGCGCAAUAGAUCGAUGGAGGUUGCGCAAAAUAAGUCGAAAAGAGCCAGGACGCAAGGCCCCACCUUUGCUGAGGUAGCCAAAAAUCGGAUCCUCCUGGGUGUGCUCGAUGAGAACCAGGAAGACGAAUUGGCACUGAGAGCUCAUUGGAAAUGGGUUAAAGCGGAAUUGGCGAACAUCUGCGUCAGCGUGCUUCGGGAGCACCCCGGACCACCUCCGAUAUGCCGGGACGCAGGUUGGUUCCAAGGUAACGUCAAGAUCGUCGCGUGCGACGAUGAAAGGUCGGCGGGCAUGUACAAGAAGGCGAUGGCCAUGCUGGGAGAGGUCUACCCCGGAGCGAUGCUACGGGCUGUGGACUUCAAGGACAUCCCAUCCAGGCCCAGAGCAAGGGCAUGGAUACCGGCCAAACCGACCGAACCAGAGAGAGUGCUUGAGAUUAUAAGGCUCUUUAAUCCCGAGUUACCCUCUCACAAUUGGAAGGUGGUGCGGCUAGAGCACAGCACAAAGGCGACUCGUCAGGCGGUCCUUUUGCUAAAUAAGGAGUCGUUGCCACUCCUCGAAAAGACUGGGGGCGUCAUCAAUUACGGUUUCGACACCGCAAAGAUAAGGGUGUACACGAACGACGUGAACGCAGCAAGAGGCAACGAAGUUGAGCCGGAAGCAGACAACAGCGAGGAUGAGGUGGACGAGGAAUCCAACCAGGCCAAUCCGAUGGAUGACCUGGCUGGUGGAUACGCCUCAUCUACAUCCUCUCUGGGAGUCGACCAUAUCUUCCGGCAAUACACAGAAGAGGAGCUGAUGUCAGAUGACGACGAGGCGAACUCAACAGUGGUGGAGGGGGUGGGAAGGUGCGGCCAAGAUGGUUCGCGUCCUCCAGAUUAAUCUCCACCACAGCAAAGCAGCGUCGGCUGCACUGCUGCUCCAGCUCUCCAAGGGGGCAGCAGACAUCGCCCUCAUCCAGGAGCCUUGGGUGAUAGGGCAUGGAAUAUGCGGGCUGAAGUCGGCAGAGCACACUUUGAUAAGUGGAGCUACCAUAGUUCAGUGACGAGGACACCACCACCAUCAGUCUGGAGGCGAACGGACGACAAAUAAGGCUUGCCUCGAUGUAUCUGGCACAUGACAGGCCUGUUCCAACCCUACCGGUCGAACAUUUAGUGGAGCGCUGGGACGGGGCCCUGAUUCUAGGAGGUGAUGCAAAUGCACACCAUAGCACAUGGGGAAGUGGAGACAUCAAUGAACGGGGUGAGUCACUCUUUGAAUUCAUACUAAAAUCUAACUUAGUUAUAAGUAAUAGGGGUAGCG
Rhagoletis zephyria (snowberry fruit fly) is the source of this 2256-nucleotide messenger RNA. RefSeq lists its product as uncharacterized. NCBI's taxonomy places the organism in Eukaryota, Metazoa, Arthropoda, Insecta, Diptera, Tephritidae. The record is from RefSeq and is a predicted model, not a curated record.